UUUGCUAUUUUCCACAUUGUAGCGCUUCGGCCCUAUUUCGGAACUCUACGACCUCGAUUCAUCGUCUCGCUUUGGAUCGAUCGGAGAGCGAAGCGGCCCGAAGGUUAGGAAUUUGUGCUCUUCGCCAUGGAGUUGGAUCUGUGGAUCUCCAAGGUGAAGGAGGGGCAGCAUCUCGAGGAGCACGAGCUUCAGCUUCUCUGCGAAUAUGUCAAAGAGAUACUUAUUGAGGAAUCAAAUGUACAGCCUGUUAAUAGCCCUGUCACUGUUUGUGGUGACAUUCAUGGUCAGUUUCACGAUCUAAUGAAGCUAUUUCAAACUGGUGGUCAUGUUCCCGAGACAAAUUAUAUUUUUAUGGGUGAUUUUGUAGAUCGCGGUUAUAACAGUCUUGAAGUUUUCACAAUCCUUUUGCUUCUAAAAGCCAGAUACCCUGCAAAUAUCACCCUUUUACGGGGCAAUCAUGAGAGCAGGCAGUUAACUCAGGUAUAUGGAUUUUAUGAUGAAUGUCAGAGGAAGUAUGGAAAUGCAAAUGCGUGGCGCUAUUGCACAGAUGUGUUUGACUACCUUACUCUAUCAGCAAUUAUAGAUGGCACUGUGCUUUGUGUCCAUGGCGGUCUUUCUCCAGAUGUGAGAACAAUUGACCAGAUAAGGAUUAUUGAUCGCAACUGUGAAAUUCCGCAUGAAGGUCCUUUUUGUGAUCUCAUGUGGAGUGACCCAGAAGAAAUUGAUACUUGGGCUGUUAGCCCUCGAGGUGCUGGUUGGCUAUUUGGAUCAAGGGUUACAACAGAAUUCAAUCAAAUAAACAAACUUGAUCUUGUUUGCCGGGCUCAUCAGCUAGUCCAGGAAGGUCUCAAGUAUAUGUUUGACAAGGGGCUUGUAACUGUUUGGUCUGCCCCAAAUUAUUGUUACAGAUGUGGGAAUGUGGCUUCAAUAUUGAGCUUCAACGAAAACAUGGAAAGGGAGGUGAAAUUCUUCACAGAAACGGAGGAGAAUAAUCAAAUGCGUGGGCCGAGGUCUGGAGUCCCCUAUUUUCUUUGAAUGAAAUGGCAUUGGCGGCUCAAGUACAUUUCCACACCUCAAAGAAUCUGGUCAGUAAGAUGAAAGGUCGUCGUGGGUAUUUGCUGAUCAGAUCCCAACCCAUUGGCAGCUACACCUUGUAUACGUCUUAUGCCACACAGUAGAGAUUGUCGGUGUUCCGUAUUUACUGUUGUUUUCUUACAUUUAUAGGUUGUGAUUUACAAUUGUUAUUUUGAUUUAGGAGUUCUUGGUGAGCUAAUUUGUUGUUGAUACUUCAUAGGUUAUAUUUAAAUUUUCUAACUUGUUUCCA
Molecule: messenger RNA, 1324 nt
Organism: Zingiber officinale
Lineage: Eukaryota; Viridiplantae; Streptophyta; Magnoliopsida; Zingiberales; Zingiberaceae
Product: phytochrome-associated serine/threonine-protein phosphatase 3-like
Exons: 10
Coding region: 127-1035 (302 amino acids)
Biological process (GO): peptidyl-serine dephosphorylation
Cellular component (GO): cytoplasm
Molecular function (GO): protein serine/threonine phosphatase activity
Source: RefSeq, a predicted model, not a curated record